AUGGGCAGGGAGCUGGCGCACCCGCCAAAGGACGGGGUCUCCAACCUCCGCUUCUCGAGGAGCAGCGACCGCCUCCUCGUCUCCUCCUGGGAGAAGACGGUGCGGCUCUACGACGCUCGGGCCAACGAGCCGGUGGGGGUGGUGUUCACGCACAAGGGCCCCGUGCUGGACUGCUGCUUCCACGACGACGACUCGGGGUUCAGCGCCUCCGCCGACCACGUCGUGCGAAGGCUGGCGUUUAUUGCUGAUAGCAGUUAUCGCUUGGGAAGCCAUGUUGGUCCAGUGUCCUGUGUGGAGUACUCCUACGACCAAGGGCAAGUUAUCACUGGCAGCUGGGAUAAGACUAUAAAGUGCUGGGAUCCAAGAGGUGUUAAUGGGCCGCAAGAGCAUGCACUUAUUGGGACACAUAACCAACCUGAACGUGUAUACUCACUUUCAUUAGCAGGAUAUAAGUUGGUUGUUGCGACAGCAGGAAGGCAUGUGAAUGUUUAUGAUUUGCGCCGUAUGUCUGAGCCUGAGCAGCAAAGGAUGUCUUUCCUGAGUUAUCAAACACGCUGUGUUGAGUGUUAUCCAAAUGGAACUGGAUUUGCUUUGGGUUCUGUGGAAGGACGAGUUGCAAUGGAUUUCUUUGAUCAAACUGCAGCUGGUCUCUCUAAGAGGUAUGCUUUCAAGUGCCAUCGAUUGAAUGAGGGCCGACGAAUAGUUGUAUAUCCUGUCAAUGCAAUUACAUUUCACCCAAGCUAUGGAACGUUUGCCACCGGUGGAGCUGAUGGAUUUGUAUACACCUGGGAUGGAGAAAGCAAAAAGAAGUUGUUUCAGUACCCCAAGCACGAAACUAGCAUUGCUGCGCUGUCUUUCAGCAGGGAUGGCAGUCUGCUCGCUGUUGCAUCCAGUUACACUUACCUAAAGGGAGAUAUAGACCAUCCGCCUGAUAAGAUCUUUAUCCGCGAUGUCAACGACUUGGAAGUAAAGCCGAGGCCUAAAUUAUUCCCAAAGUUUGCGUCAGCCUAG
Messenger RNA from Lolium rigidum, 1011 nucleotides. Its product is annotated as mitotic checkpoint protein BUB3.2-like. Gene Ontology annotation, molecular function: ubiquitin binding. Gene Ontology annotation, biological process: mitotic spindle assembly checkpoint signaling. Gene Ontology annotation, cellular component: bub1-bub3 complex; kinetochore; mitotic checkpoint complex. The record is from RefSeq and is a predicted model, not a curated record. The transcript is spliced from 10 exons. NCBI's taxonomy places the organism in Eukaryota, Viridiplantae, Streptophyta, Magnoliopsida, Poales, Poaceae. The coding region runs from base 1 to 1011 and encodes 336 amino acids.